Molecule: messenger RNA, 2076 nt
Organism: Hemicordylus capensis (graceful crag lizard)
Lineage: Eukaryota; Metazoa; Chordata; Lepidosauria; Squamata; Cordylidae
Gene: FGF16
Product: fibroblast growth factor 16
Exons: 3
Coding region: 544-1167 (207 amino acids)
Biological process (GO): cell differentiation; fibroblast growth factor receptor signaling pathway; positive regulation of gene expression
Cellular component (GO): cytoplasm
Molecular function (GO): growth factor activity; fibroblast growth factor receptor binding
Source: RefSeq, a predicted model, not a curated record
GCGGCGGCGGCUCCUCCAGGGCAUGGGCAGCCCUCUCCGCCCGAGCGAGCCUCCCUCUCCGCCCGCCCCCGCCGGCGGGGUGGGUGUGCGUGUGCGCGCGCUUCAAAUCAGAAAAGAGGGAGUGCAACUUUCUCUCCCUCUCGCCGAAGGAGCCAAAUGGAUCGCGGCGGCAGCAGCAGCAGCCGCAGCCGAGAAGGCAGCAGAAGGGGGGACCGCCGCCGCCGCCGCCAUCGCCAAGGGGGGGGGAUCAUGCCAGUGAGGUGUGGCUUGCAUUUAAAUAUCCAAUAUGUCAAUGUAAGGGGAGUGCUGCGUAUGUAUAUAAAGUCCACUCCGCCGCCGCCGAGCCCCGGACAGACCCAGCCGCGAUGAGAGGCAGCAGCCGGCGAGCCGUGCCGGGGGCACCACCGCCGCCGCCGCCGCCGCCCGCCUGUGCACCACGCCGGCCCGCCUGAGCCGCCCGCCCGCUCCGGGCAGCCUUCCGCCGGCCGCCGCCGCCGCCUCCUGCCGCUGCUUCGCCCCGUCGAGCCGCCCGCCGCGGGCGCCAUGGCCGAGGUGGGCGGCUUCCUGGGCUCGCUGGACCUGGACUUGCACGGCUUCUCCUCGUCCCUGGGGAGCGCGCCGCUGGCCGCCGACUCGCCGGGCUUCCUGACCGAGCGCCUGGGCCAGAUCGAGGGCCGGCUCCAGCGCGGCUCGCCCACCGACUUCGCCCACCUGAAGGGCAUCCUCCGGCGGCGGCAGCUCUACUGCCGGACGGGCUUCCACCUGGAGAUCUUCCCCAACGGCACGGUGCACGGCACCCGGCAGGAUCACAGCCGCUUCGGGAUUUUGGAGUUUAUUAGCUUGGCUGUAGGGCUGGUUAGUAUCCGUGGGGUGGAUUCCGGACUUUACCUUGGGAUGAACGAAAGAGGAGAGCUGUAUGGAUCGAAGCUCACACGGGAAUGCGUUUUCCGUGAGCAGUUUGAAGAAAACUGGUACAACACGUAUGCCUCGACCCUGUACAGGCACUCCGACUCGGAGAGACAGUAUUACGUGGCCCUGAACAAGGACGGCUCCCCUCGAGAAGGGCACCGGACUAAGAGACACCAGAAGUUCACUCAUUUUUUACCAAGGCCUGUGGACCCAACUAAGAUUCCUACGAUGUACAGAGACCUCUUCCACUACAGGUGAUGUUCUCUAUAGCUUGGACUGCCAGUGCAUACAUUUUGGGUUCCUGAGGUUUCUGUGGGAGCACGAGAUUCCAGUGGCCGUUCCAUCCUCCUUAUCCAGUCUAGAUUAAGAGGUAGAGAAGCACUUAACCAGGAAUGCCAACACGGCCCCUCCCUUGGCAUUUUCUUUCAAAAGGCGUGUAUCGAGGUCAAGUUCAUGCCUUCAGGGUGGGGACGGGGGAAAGGCCCAGAUCUCUACACGCUCAGUCAUUGAUUUCUUCAAUUGCUUUCUUUAUUUGGUGGGCUAGGAAAAGGCCAAAGCUCACACGAGAAAGGGAAAAAAAUUGAAAUGAGCACCAAUCACCAGCCACGUGCUCAAGAUGACCACAGAAAAGGAAGGCCACAGAAGUGACACACACACUGCUCCUAUGUUUGGAAAGGUUGCUUAUUAAAAGGUGGGGUGUGGGGUGGGGGACUUCAGGCCCCACCAAAUGGAGUGGCCCUUGCUACUGCUGCAUGGGUCCUGUUGCAGCGCCCCCCAGAGGACUUGCCAGGCAUUGCUAGGCCAAAACACUGACCACAUCCUCCAGCUCAUAAACUUUCACGAAUGAAAAAAGCAAUGGGACAUACCACAAUAUUCAGCUCUAACCUGACAUCUGGCAAAUCCUGGGUCCUGAGGAACGAACGGAUGUGUGGGUGGGGAGUGCAUUGCCUGCUCUUCAGAGAAGCCGGAGCAGAAGAGGAUGGGUUAGGGGACAAACAUUCUUAAGAUGUAAACAUGAUACUGUUCAUAAGGACAAAUCUAUUUAUAAACAGCAUAUGAUAUUUAUUUUAUAUAUUUAUUUAUUUCCCAAAAAAAGUAUUUUAUUUUUAAAAUGAAGAGAUAUGGCCCAACUUUCAUCAGAAAGAAUAUGGUCUUACUGAAAUGGGG